Messenger RNA from Quercus robur (English oak), 1989 nucleotides. RefSeq lists its product as uncharacterized. Bases 361 to 1806 code for a protein of 481 amino acids. Lineage: Eukaryota; Viridiplantae; Streptophyta; Magnoliopsida; Fagales; Fagaceae. The transcript is spliced from 4 exons. The record is from RefSeq and is a predicted model, not a curated record.
GACCAACACCUGGCCUGUCCAUCUCAUUUUGGUCUCUACUCUCUAUACCUUCGCAAGGAAGCAAACUCGAACAACCCAGAAGGCAAUAAGAAGCUCUCGGCUCCCUUUAUUCCUUCUACUGUCUUCGACAAAAACAAUCGAUUCUACCAUUGUUCCCCUCAGACUAGAAAAUUUUGAGAAUAGAAUUUGUUAAAUUUUGUGAUCUGCAAGUGGCUUUCUACAAGGGUGUUGGGAAAUUUGGAAAAACUGGUGAAGUAAGGGAGGAUAGGUGAAGAGAUCUGCUUGAGACUCUAGCAACCCAGCUGCUGGAUUGAGGGAAUUUGAGGUUGUGAAAAAGUUACAUUUCUACUGUUGGCAAAAAUGUCAGAGGUGGAAAACAAAUCCGAAUCCAUUAGUGGAGAAGAAAGGGUCAAAAAGGAAGAAUUCCAUGUUGAAGUGAAGACCAAGGAUACUAAACCAAAUGAUGUGGUGGAAGAGAAGAUGGAACUUGAAUUGAAGACCAAAUCAGUCGAGAAAGAAAAGCCAAAACGUAAGGAAGACCAGAAGAAGAAACAUAAGGAGGGAGAUGAAGAGAAAUCUAAGAAAAAGGAUAAAGAGUCAAAAGAGAGUGUGAAGGAGAAAGAGAAAGAGAAGAAAAAGCAUGAAGAUGGAGAGCAGAAGCAGGGAGAGAAACAUGAACAUGAAAAGAAGAAGAAAAAGAAGGAAAAAGAGCGUGACACCAUUACAGAUGAAGAGCAAAAGGAGGAUGAAGAAGCUGGAGAGAGUCUGAGAAAAGAAGGGAAAACAAAAGAGAAGAAAGAUAAGAAAGACAUUGAAAAAGAAGAGAAGAGGAAAGGGAAAAUAGAUGAUAAAGAAAAGGAAAAAGAAGAGAUGAAGAAGAAGAAAAAUGAUGGGGGUUCAGGGGAUAAAGAAGAGGACAGAGAAGGGAGAAAAUCAGAUAAAAAGAAAAAAGAUAAGGAGGAGAAGAAGAAGAAGCACAAAGAUGAAGACACGGAGGUGGAAAAAGAGACCGAGGAAGACAAAGAUAAAAUAUUGAGUGUGAAGGAAGAGGAUAAACACACAGGGAAAGUGGUGGAUGAGAAGCAUAAGGAGAAGGUAGACAAUGAGAAAGAUGACAUGAAGAAGAAAGAUAAAAAAGAGAAGAAUGAUAAAGAAAAGAAGGUAAAAUUCAAGGAUGAAAUUAAGAACGGGAAGGACAAGGAAAAAGAAGAUGAUGAUGAGGAGGAAGAAGAGAAAAAGACAAAGAAGGAGAAGAAAGAGAAAAAGCACAAGGGUGAAGCAGACGAGGGAAAAGAAGAUAAAGAUGAAGAUGAGGAGAAAGAAGAGAAGAAGAAGAAAAAGAAGGAUAAGGAUAAGAAGCAUAAGGAUGAAGUGGAUGAGGGAACAGAGGAUGGAAAUGAUGAGAAAGAAGGGAAGAAGAAAAACAAGGAUGAAACAGAUGGGGGGAAAUGCAAACCUGAAGUUAUCUCCAGGGAUAUUGAAAUUGAAGAAAAUAUUAAAGAAUCAGAGGGGGGAAAAGGGAAAGAGGAUGAGAAAGAUGGGGUGAAGGAAUGCAAAGAGAAAAAAAGCGAAAAGAAGGAAAAAGGUGAGAAGAAAAGAAAACUUGAUGGGAAGGACAAGAAAAAGGGCAAGGAUCUUGUCAAGCUAAAGCAGAAGUUAGAGCAGAUUAAUGGAAAAAUAGAAGCCCUAUUAGAGAAGAAGGCAGACAUUUUACAACAGAUGAAAGAAGCUGAACAAGUUGAAGAUGGGAAUCCUGUUGCUACUGAGAAGCCCACAAAUGUGGCAGAGGCCACAACCAAUCCUUAGAAUGGCACUAUCUACAACAUGCUUUGCCCUAUAACUUUUCAAAUUAUGUAAUAUAUGUUAAGCCAUAAAUCUUUUAAUUUUGUGUGAAUAAAAUGUGAUAAUUUUCAAUGUUUCAACACAGGUCUGGUUUUAAACACUUGUAAGUAAAAUUUUCUGCUAUGUAAUAAGUUCUUAUUAUGGUCA